Molecule: messenger RNA, 531 nt
Organism: Triticum dicoccoides
Lineage: Eukaryota; Viridiplantae; Streptophyta; Magnoliopsida; Poales; Poaceae
Product: ADP-ribosylation factor-like
Exons: 5
Coding region: 1-531 (176 amino acids)
Molecular function (GO): GTP binding; GTPase activity
Source: RefSeq, a predicted model, not a curated record
AUGGUGAAUAAACUUUUGAAGGUUGUGAUGCUUGGUUUGGAUGCAUUUGGCAAAACAACAAUCUUGUACAGGCUGCACUACGGGGAUUUUGUUCAAACAAUCCCUACAGUAGGUUUUAAUGUCGAUAAGGUUCAGUACAAGAAUGUAUCAUUUAAUGUGUGGGAUGUUCGUGGACAAGAAAAGCUCAGAAAAUUAAGGAAGAUUUACUUCAGCAAUUCUGAUGCACUGAUCUAUGAUGUCGAUUCCUUGGACAGAGAAAGGAUCGAAGAUGCCAGACAAGAAUUCCAGACCAUUAUCAAGGAACCUUUGAUGUCAAAGAGCAUAAUCUUGGUAUUAGCAAACAAACAGGACUUGAAAGGUUCAAUGAGCCCGGCGGAAGUGAGCGAAGGGCUGGGCCUACAUGAUCUCAAGAACAAGAUAUGGCACAUACAGGGGGCGUGCGCUAUACGCGGCGAGGGCAUCUACGAUGGUCUCGACUGGCUCGCGUCCACCCUGAAGCAGUUGCAGGAACCAUUAGGGCAUCUCCAAUAG